Acanthochromis polyacanthus (spiny chromis) is the source of this 4067-nucleotide messenger RNA. Its product is annotated as sorting nexin-9-like. The record is from RefSeq and is a predicted model, not a curated record. Gene Ontology annotation, biological process: mitotic cell cycle; endosomal transport; protein transport. NCBI's taxonomy places the organism in Eukaryota, Metazoa, Chordata, Actinopteri, Pomacentridae. The coding region runs from base 131 to 1732 and encodes 533 amino acids. The transcript has 17 exons. Gene Ontology annotation, molecular function: protein binding; phosphatidylinositol binding. Gene Ontology annotation, cellular component: cytoplasmic vesicle; plasma membrane.
GAAGUAAUCUGGAGGACGUGCGGUGCGCAUGCUCCCUGCCUUUGUGCGGCUGCUCCGCAGGUCGGUCUCGCGCUGACAGGAUGGAACUUUGAUCAGAACCGGGAUAAAAAUCUGCUGCUGUGACGUCACCAUGGCUCUGCAGGCUUUGGUUCUGUAUGACUUCACAGCUGAACCAGGGAACAACGAGCUGUCGGUCCGAGCAGGAGACACCGUCGCCGUGAUCGACCAGAGCGUAGGUGGAGGCUGGAUCGAAGCCCAGAACUCCAGCGGACACACUGGACUGGUUCCUGAAGGAUAUUUACAGAUCGGUAACGCUGGAGGAGGAGGUGGCGGAGAUUCGUGGUCAGGGGGCGGGGCUUAUGUCGGUAACACAGAGGGAUGGGACAGUCGAGGACAGCAACAGAACCAACAAGCGUCUCCACCCGGUGAGGAUGACGACGGCGAGUGGGACGACGACUGGGACGACCAAUCGUUGGGCGGUUACUAUGGUAACGAGCAGGCGGAGGGCGAAGGCGGGGCUUCAGGACGGAGUGCCCACGGCCCGUCCGUCAAAAUCUCCCUCAACAAGUUCCCGUUCUCCAAAGGUCCGAGUCCUGAAGUCUUCCUGUUAGCCAAACCACCAGCUAACAGCAGCAGGCUUCCUGUCUAUACGGGAGAGGUGGGUCCUGUGUGGCUCUACCCGGCAUCUCCUCUGGACUGUGUGAUCGCUGAUCCCAAAAAAGAGUCCAAACUGUACGGACUGAAGAGCUUCAUCGAGUACCAGGUUACACCCAGCACCACCAACAAACCUGUCAAUCAUCGCUAUAAGCACUUUGAUUGGCUGUACGAGCGUCUGCUGGAGAAAUUUGGCUCUCUGCUUCCCAUCCCGUCGCUACCUGACAAACAGGUCACAGGCAGGUUUGAGGAGGACUUCAUCCGGAUGAGGAUGGAGCGUCUGCAGGCCUGGAUGACCCGGAUGUGUCGCCACCCUGUCGUCUCUCAGAGCGACGUCUUCCAGCUCUUCCUCACCUACAAGGACGAGAAGGAGUGGAAGUCUGGGAAGAGGAAGGCGGAGAAAGACGAGACGGUGGGUCCCAUGAUGUUCAGUCUGGUGGAACCUGAAGCUGCAGAGCUGGAUGCUGCCCAGGUGGAGCAGAGGUGUGAGCAGUACAGCCGCUUCACUAAGUCCAUGGACGACGGAGUCAGAGAGCUGCUGAACGUCGGACACACCCACUGGAAACGCUGCACCGGACCGCUGCCUAAAGAGUACGAACGGAUCGGACGGGCCUUCAGAAACCUGUCGACUGUUUUCAGCAGCAGCAAAUAUCCAGGAGAGGAGACGUUGACUGACGCUCUGACAGCAGCUGGAAAAACUUACGAAGAGAUCGCACAGAUCGUCGCACAACAGCCUCAGAAGGACCUGUACUUCCUGCUGGAGACCAACAGUGAAUAUAAAGGACUGCUGGGAUGUUUCCCUGAGAUCAUCGCUGUACACAAGGCUGCAGUAGAGAAGGUGAAGGAAGCCGAUCGUUUGGUUUCUGCAGGAAAAAUCAGCAGCGGCGACAAAAGAAGCAUGAACCAGAGGAGCAGCAGUAUGAGCUACUCACUGCAGGCUGAGAUGAAUCAUUUCCAUAGCAACCGUAUCUACGACUACAACAGAGUGAUGCAGCUCUACCUGGAGCAGCAGGUGACCUUCUACCAGCAGAUCGCCGACAAGCUGAGAGGAGCUCUGAGCCAGUUCACCACACUGUGAGGAUGACAUCACUGAUGACAUCACUGAUGACAUCACUGAUGACGUUACUGCGGCCUGUCACACUUUUAACAAAAUAAAAGCUUUUUACACUUUUACACAUGAAUAUAUAUGUACACAUACUGUAUGUGAGAGUUUAAGUGUGUACUGUUAGCGGUACAUCUGUGUACUGUUAGCGGUACAUCUGUGUACUGUUAGCGGUACAUCUGUGUACUGUUAGCGGUACUUCUGUGUACUGUUAGCGGUACAUCUGUGUACUGUUAGCGGUACAUCUGUGUACUGUUAGCGGUACAUCUGUGUACUGUUAGCGGUCCAUCUGUGUACUGUUUGCAGUCCAUCUGUGUACUGUUAGCGGUACAUCUGUGUACUGUUAGCGGUACUUCUGUGUACUGUUAGCAGUAUUACUGUGUACUGUUAGCGGUACUUCUGUGUACUGUUAGCAGUAUUACUGUGUACUGUUAGCGGUACAUCUGUGUACUGUUAGCAGUACUUCUGUGUACUGUUAGCAGUAUUACUGUGUACUGUUAGCGGUACAUCUGUGUACUGUUAGCGGUACAUCUGUGUACUGUUAGCAGUACUUCUGUGUACUGUUAGCAGUAUUACUGUGUACUGUUAGCGGUACAUCUGUGUACUGUUAGCAGUACAUCUGUGUACUGUUAGCAGUAUUACUGUGUACUGUUAGCGGUACAUCUGUGUACUGUUAGCAGUACUUCUGUGUACUGUUAGCAGUAUUACUGUGUACUGUUAGCGGUACAUCUGUGUACUGUUAGCAGUAUUACUGUGUACUGUUAGCAGUACAUCUGUGUACUGUUUGCAGUAUUACUGUGUACUGUUAGCGGUACAUCUGUGUACUGUUAGCGGUACAUCUGUGUACUGUUAGCAGAAUUUCUGUGUACUGUUAGCAGUACUUCUGUGUACUGUUAGCGGUCCAUCUGUGUACUGUUAGCGGUACAUCUGUGUACUGUUUGCAGUCCAUCUGUGUACUGUUAGCGGUACAUCUGUGUACUGUUAGCGGUCCAUCUGUGUACUGUUAGCGGUACAUCUGUGUACUGUUAGCGGUACUUCUGUGUACUGUUAGCGGUACAUCUGUGUACUGUUAGCGGUCCAUCUGUGUACUGUUAGCGGUACAUCUGUGUACUGUUAGCGGUACUUCUGUGUACUGUUAGCGGUACAUCUGUGUACUGUUUAGCAGUACUUCUGUGUACUGUUAGCGGUACAUCUGUGUACUGUUAGCAGUACUUCUGUGUACUGUUAGCGGUACUUCUGUGUACUGUUAGCGGUACAUCUGUGUACUGUUAGCAGUACUUCUGUGUACUGUUUGCAGUAUUUCUGUGUACUGUUUGCAGUACAUCUGUGUACUGUUUGCAGUCCAUCUGUGUACUGUUAGCGGUACAUCUGUGUACUGUUAGCGGUCCAUCUGUGUACUGUUAGCGGUACUUCUGUGUACUGUUAGCGGUACAUCUGUGUACUGUUAGCAGUACUUCUGUGUACUGUUAGCAGUAUUACUGUGUACUGUUAGCGGUACAUCUGUGUACUGUUAGCAGUACUUCUGUGUACUGUUAGCAGUAUUACUGUGUACUGUUAGCAGUACAUCUGUGUACUGUUUGCAGUAUUACUGUGUACUGUUAGCAGUACAUCUGUGUACUGUUAGCGGUACAUCUGUGUACUGUUAGCGGUACAUCUGUGUACUGUUAGCAGUACUUCUGUGUACUGUUAGCAGUAUUACUGUGUACUGUUAGCGGUACAUCUGUGUACUGUUAACAGUACUUCUGUGUACUGUUAGCAGUACUUCUGUGUACUGUUAGCAGUACUUCUGUGUACUGUUAGCAGUAUUACUGUGUACUGUUAGCGGUACAUCUGUGUACUGUUAGCAGUAUUACUGUGUACUGUUAGCAGUACAUCUGUGUACUGUUAGCAGUACAUCUGUGUACUGUUUGCAGUAUUACUGUGUACUGUUAGCGGUACAUCUGUGUACUGUUAGCGGUACAUCUGUGUACUGUUAGCAGAAUUUCUGUGUACUGUUAGCAGUACUUCUGUGUACUGUUUGCAGUAUUUCUGUGUACUGUUUGCAGUAUUUCUGUGUACUGUUUGCAGUACAUCUGUGUACUGUUUGCAGUAUUUCUGUGUACUGUUAGCAGUACAUCUGUGUACUGUUUGCAGUAUUUCUGUGUACUGUUAGCAGUACAUCUGUGUACUGUUUGCAGUAUUUCUGUGUACUGUUAGCAGUACAUCUGUGUGUUUUAAGUCUCGCUGUGAUUCUUUGAUUCUUUUCUAAUGAACUGAUUCUUGUUUUAAUUCUUAUUUCUUUCUAACAUUAAAUUCUUUCUGCCGGAUGAAA